Electrophorus electricus (electric eel) is the source of this 2718-nucleotide messenger RNA. It is a transcript of the gene ccdc85a, whose product is annotated as coiled-coil domain containing 85A. Lineage: Eukaryota; Metazoa; Chordata; Actinopteri; Gymnotiformes; Gymnotidae. The record is from RefSeq and is a predicted model, not a curated record.
AGUUGCUAGGCUGCAGUCACGCACCCUGCGCUGCGGAGAGGCGAUGCUUUAACGGGCAGUCUUGCACGGUCCUUCACGCCGGGUGCGCUCUCAGCCCAGCUAUGAGAUGGGAGACAUGAUCGGCGGCAGACGAAAAGGGUCUCUACCGUAGAGACCGGGUCUUACCCAUCUUAAGAAGGAGCAGAAGUAGGAGUCGUUUAGCCCGGCACUCUCGGGUUGCAUUGCUGCAGUUAAAGGGGACAAUAUGGAUAGCAUAGAGAGGCUUAUUAUGAGAGUCUCGUAAUUCGGAUCGUUAUCUGAAGAGGGAAAUUUCGGGAAAGUGUCGGCAGGGCACUGGGCGGUGUGUGUCUUCGUUUCCAGCUCUGUAGUACCCUAGCACUUCUUGUGUGCCAAUUAAGUCGGUUAAGGUGAUGGAGAAGCCAAUCCAACCGCAGCUGCAGGCCACCAUGCCGAAGACCGCUGAAAGUCCUGUUGAGGACCUGUCGAAACUUACGGAUGAAGACCUUCUCAAGUGGAGCAAGGAGGAGUUGGUACGGCGGUUGCGGAAAUCCGAAGCGGAAAAGAUGAGUGUCAUAGUGGACCACAGCAACCUCAUCCGCGAAGUCAACCGCAGGCUUCAGCAGCACCUGAACGAAAUACGAGGAUUAAAGGAGGUAAAUCAGAAACUCCAGGAGGAUAACCAAGAGCUGCGGGACCUUUGCUGCUUCUUGGACGAUGACCGACAGAAGGGGAAGAAGGUGUCGAGGGAGUGGCAGCGUCUAGGGCGCUACAGCGCGGGCAUCAUGCGAAAAGAAGUAACCAUCUACCUGCAGAAGCUGAAGGAGCUGGAGCAGAAGCAGGAGGAGGUGCUGAAGGAGAACCAGGAACUUAGGGAGCUGUGCCUCCUUCUGGAUGAAGAGAAGGCCGCUGGAGGUCCAGGCAGCUCAGUGGGCACUGGGGGACCGGUGGGCUGCAGGAACUCCAUCGACAGCCAGAGCAGCCUGUCGCACGCCAGUGUGCCUGGGCCGGGGUUGCUGAGGGACGUUGGCGAUGGGAGCAGCACCUCCAGUGCAGGCAGCACUGACAGCCCUGAUCACCUCACGCACAAGCAGCAACUGCUGGCUGGUCCAGCAGGGGGCACUCCCGAGCACCUUCACAAGCCCCGGGCAGGAGUCCAGGAAGAGGUGCCAGGCCCAGAGCACGCUGGCCGCCGACGGAGCACCAGCCCGGAGUACACCGCCCACACCUUCCCUCAGGUGUGUAGGCCACGCUGUGGGUCCUUCUCCAGCCCUGAUUAUAAGGGCCUGCGAGGCCUCAUCCCAGAGAAGCUCGGCAAAAGUCUGACCAGGGGCAGCCCCGAGCAGUUCUCCAAGCACGUGCUAGUGUCCUCUCAGCCCCCCGGGAGCCCAGAACUCUUCCAGAAGCACAGGGCAAGCAUCGGAAGUGUGUGUGGGAGCCCGGAGCACAAACAGAUACUGACAGGGACACCUGAGCACCUGCAGAAGAGCCGUGUGGUGGCAGGGAGCCCUGAGAUGCUGCGGCACCAGUACAGUGUCAGCCCAGAGCAUGGCAAGUUCAGCCCUGGCCGGGAUGUGCCCCAGAAGAGGUUGGGAGGAGAGGAGGUGUCCCCACAUCACCGGAGCAUCUACAGUGGUAUGAAUGCUCUGAUAUCUGCUGGCUGCUGCACCAACUCCUGUAGAAGUGUGAAGCUUUGGGACAGCUUUGAUGCCUCCUGACCGUUGCUUUGAUUGGAGCCGGUGGAGGCUUCCUGGCCUCAGGAGGAGCCCGAUUCUUUGUCUUUUGCACUGGAAGAAAGAAAAGGAGAGGAACCAAGAGAGAAGGGGAACGCAGAUUUGAAGGAACUUGUGCAGCAGCCAGUGUCUUGUGUCUUCUCCACCCCAUGCUGGGUUCAGGUUUCCUAUUUCCCCUUUUAGAGCCCUGCAGAUCAGAAACCUGGUAGAGGGAUUCCACAGGAUUGAGCAGGUUGGAAACCCCCAAAUGGAAUUCUGUAAUUGGAGGUGAAGGAUACUUUCUGUGUUGCCAACAAAAUAGACCUACCUCCUUUAAACAAAAGCAGAUGAAGCUUAAUUAUAAAAGUAUGAAAUAGAUUACAGAGGCUAUCACAACUUUUGUUUACAGGUGCCACUUACAAUCACACAUGAGCAAGCACAGACAAGAAAGUACUAUUUCCAGUUGGAUUCACUAAUAAAGUUUAAUUGGAGAUACUGUGCAUCACAGAAAAUUAAAAUGAAAAGUAUUGUCAUAGCAAUCACUGCCUUGCUUCCAUUAAGAGCUUUGUGAUGACCAUUAAAUGUCCUAAUUAUGUUAAUUAUGAUCAUACUAUAGGUUACAAAUACAGUAUUUAUAAGUUGAGCAGGCUAUGCUCACCAAUUGUCAUUAGGACAUGGGAUGGCACCCCCAGUGCAUUGAUCCGGUCUGUCAUCAACCAGAGACUACUGAUGAACCAUGUGGGAGAUGAAGUGCUGUCUGAUCUGAUGCUUUUAGGAAGCACAAAGCCAGCCUUAAAUGUACCCUCACCUCUCAGCCUGUGCUAACGGACCAUUCAGGAGGGGCCGAUAUUAAAGACUUAACUAACAGUCUCCAAACACCACUGUCUCCCAAUCCUCCCACACUACAAAUACCAUCAUGCCUUGCUUCUGCCCAGGUGUUUGUGUGAACCUGUGCCCUGAUAGACAUUAGAAAAAACAUGCAGACAUACACAGACACACGCACACACAC